Rhodamnia argentea is the source of this 1352-nucleotide messenger RNA. RefSeq names its product NAD(H) kinase 1-like. The transcript is spliced from 8 exons. Lineage: Eukaryota; Viridiplantae; Streptophyta; Magnoliopsida; Myrtales; Myrtaceae. Gene Ontology annotation, biological process: NADP+ biosynthetic process; NAD+ metabolic process. Gene Ontology annotation, molecular function: NAD+ kinase activity. The coding region runs from base 1 to 1086 and encodes 361 amino acids. The record is from RefSeq and is a predicted model, not a curated record.
AUGGAUAGUUGGUGUUCUGGACUGCUACUGUACUAUAAUGUGGAGCUUUCCAAAUCAAGGAUUGUCAGGAGGGCUUCUAGACAUGCUUUGAGAGGAGUUAUAAUCAAAAGCUCAUUAUCUUUGCAGAUUACUUUGACGUGGAAAUCUGAGCCACAGACAGUGCUUAUCAUCACAAAACCAAAUUCGACUCUUGUUCAAGAUCUAUGUGUGGAUAUAGUCAGUUGGUUUUACAUGCUCAAGAAGAAAAUUUACGUGGAACCACGCGUGCGAGAGGAGCUUCUCAGUAUAUCGUCUUCCUUCGAGUUUGUGAAAAUAUGGCAAGAUGACUUGCAGGAGAAAGUUGACCUUCUGAUCACUCUUGGUGGGGAUGGAACUGUCCUUUGGGCAGCAUCACUGUUCCAAGGACCAGUGCCUCCUCUUGUCUCCUUUGCUCUAGGGUCCUUGGGCUUUAUGACCCCUUUCAGCAGGGAUGGCUAUAAAAAACAACUUGAAUCGAUUAUUAAAUGUCCCAUCAGGAUAACAUUGCGGCAUCGGUUGCAGUGUCAAAUUGUCGGGGAUUCGGCUGAAGAGGAAAAUGCAGCAGAAAAACCGAUAUUAGUUUUAAAUGAAGUUACAAUUGAUCGGGGGCAGUCACCCUACCUCACAAAUUUGGAGUGUUAUUUGGACGGCGAACAUGUCACUUCCGUACAAGGGGAUGGACUAAUCUUGUCAACUACAUCUGGAAGCACUGCCUAUUCAGUAGCAGCCGGAGGAUCAAUGGUCCAUCCACAGGUUCCCGGCAUACUAUUGACGCCAAUAUGUCCUCAUUCCUUAUCCUUUAGGCCAUUGAUGUUACCCGAACAUGUCACUAUAUGGGUAGAAGUGCCUGCCAGCAGCCGAAGUUCCGCCUGGGUAUCAUUCGACGGCAAGAACAGGAAAGAGUUUAAAACCGGGGACAAGCUCAUCUGUAGCAUGGCUCCAUGGCCCGUCCCUACUGUUUGCCUGAAGGGUUCCACCAGGGACUUCUUGUGCAGCAUCCUGGAAGGCCUCAAUUGGAAUCAGAGAAAGACUCAGUCAUCUGAUGGUCCCCCACAACCACAACCGUGAGCAUUGCUUCCCCCACCACUGUAUUGUGUUUAGGUGUUGGCCAACCAGAUCAAGCCAUGUUAGUUGAAUAAGAAAAUGAUUCCUGUGAAAAGGAACAUCUACUGGUUCCCAGUUGUAGAUUGUCUAAAGCUGUUGCAACACUCUUACUCGGGGUUGUCGCCUGAAGUGAGGGGGAGCGCCUUAACAGCGGCAAGAUGUUUAAAAUAGUGAAGUAGUAAGCGUGCGUGCCUGAUGUAUUUCCUCACAACGUUUGAAAGCUGCUGGAU